This is a messenger RNA of Carlito syrichta (Philippine tarsier), 9139 nucleotides long. RefSeq names its product ALMS1, centrosome and basal body associated protein (gene ALMS1). Lineage: Eukaryota; Metazoa; Chordata; Mammalia; Primates; Tarsiidae. Gene Ontology annotation, cellular component: cytosol; centriole; centrosome. The record is from RefSeq and is a predicted model, not a curated record. The annotation marks the transcript as partial. The transcript is spliced from 11 exons. Gene Ontology annotation, biological process: regulation of centriole replication.
AUGGACAGUUUUCUUUCCCCCAUCACCUCUGUCUAUUCAGAAACAAAGAAGGAGGAGGAGAAGAAAGAGGAGGAGGAGGAAGAGGAAGAAGGUGGCAGCAAUAACAACGGGUAUAAGAAGGGAAAGGGAGGACAUAAUGUGCUUGCUCCUUUUUUCAUUGAUGAAGAAAGGGCUGUUCCAUUGACCUGUCAUGUAUGGCCACAGGCAUUAUAUCAGGGCAAUAGUAGAACACAAAUUUCCGAUAUUAAUGUGGACUCUUUGGAAACAACAGUUCAGUGGGGUUCAGGGGAUGAUCAGAGAGUGGAAUCUUGGCAUCGUCUUUCUCAAGAAAUAGACUCUUCCCAAACCUUGGAUACAUCUCAAGCCAGGUUUAAUGACAGAACUGAAGAGACUGAAGUGUCUGACUACCCUUCUCUGGAAGAGGGUGUAUUGACUCAAUCAGAAAAUCAAGUAAAGGAACCCAGCAGAGAUCUCUUAUGUUCUCCCUUGCUAGUUAUACAAGAUAGCUUUGCUUCUCCUGAUUUGCCUUUGCUGACAUGCUUGACACAAGACCAGGAGUUUGGGUCUGAUUCCUUAUUUCAACAAAGUGAACUAGGUUUUGCACCUCUGAGGGGAAUUCCUGAUAAGUCUGAAGACACUGAAUGGUUUUCUCGACCAUCGGAAGUUAGUGAAGCUUUAUUCCAGGCUACCUCAGAAGUAGCUUCAGACUUAGUUAAUAGUUGCUUUAGUGUAUCUCAGCACGCACUUAUAGGUAGCACAGCUGUUAGGUCUCAGCACUCUUCAGAACAAGGGAAUAAUGAAGAGACUAUUUCAUUUGUAACUGUUGAUGAACUGAAAACCCCCAAAGACUUUGAUAGUUAUGAUCCUCUUUGUUCAUAUAUGUCAUGGAAGACACAAAAAGAUAUACAGCAGCCAGAAACCAAUUUAGUUGAUAAAGAUCAAAUUUCAUUUUCCAUUUCAUCUGAUAUAGCUGAUGAAAACAUAACUCCUAAAAGAAAUGACAGUUUUGAUGCUUCUUGGUCACAUGUGCAGUAUUGGAAGCAGGAAGCUUUACAUAAGCAGCCGGAAGCACAUUUAACCAAGGGCCUGCAAGUGAAGGCUGGAUCUGAUGUUGUUACUCUGGAUGAUGCUGUUGAAUGCUGUAGCCUAGAUGAAAAUGCUGUUGUAUGCAGUGAAAAAGUUGCUGAACGACAAAGAGAACCAACGAGAGAGUCGGAAUAUCAUUCUUCAAAUCUUAGAAUGUUGAGGGUAUCUCCUGAUGCUGUGCCAGGGACUCUCAAACAUUUAGCAGGAGACACUGCUAAAGGAGACACAGGUGAAAUUACUCAAUCUAACGUGAAAUCAGGCAUCACUACCAUACCUAGAGAUUCAGAUACUGGAUCUCAUUUAUCCUUGUCCCUUGAAGACCUGUCUCAGUUGUCUGUAAGUUCUUCUCAACAGAAUGCUACUGGUCAACACACUGAUAUUCUCAACCUCAAGACAUUAGCAGACACUCAUCCAACUGAAAAGGCUCUCAAAGUCACAGCUAUUCCUGAAUCAGCUGACCAGAAGACUGGGACACCAACAGUACUUUCCAGUUCCUACUCACACAGGGGGAAACCCAAUAUUUUCUACCAACAAGGCUUACCAAUCAAUCAUCUAACUGGAGAGGCUCUGAAAGUCUUAACCACUCCUGGACAAGCAGACCAGAAGACUAGGAUACCCACUAUAACCUCUACUUUCUACUCACUUGGAGAGAGACCUGAUCUUUUUUAUGAACAAGCUGUGCCAGACAGUCAUGUACCUGAAGAGACUCUGAAAGUUAUACCUGUUCCUAGACCAGCUGACCAGAAGACUGGGACACCCACUCUAACCUCUACUUUCUACUCACUUGGAGAGAGUCCUGUUAGUUCUUACCAACAAGUUGUGCCAGGUAGUCAUAUACCUGAAGAGACUCUGAAAGUUACAUCUGUUCCUGAACCAGCUGACCAUAAGACUGGGACACCAACUGUAACCUCUGCUUCCUACUCGCAGAGAGAGAAGCCCAAUAUUUUUUACCAAGAAGAGGUACCAGAGAGUAAUUUAACUGAAGAGCCUCUGAAAGUUUCAGCUACUCUUGGACCAGCUGGACAGAAGACUGGGAUAACUACAGUAUCCUCUAGUUCAUACUCACAUGGAGAGAAUCCCCUUAUUUUCUAUCAACAGAUCUUGCCAGAAAGGCAUUUAACUGAUCAGACUCUGAAGGUUUCAGAUGUUUCUGGAACUUCUGACCAGAGGACUGGGAUACCAAUAAUAUCCUCUACUUCCUACUCACAUAGAGAGAAGCCUGGUAUUUUUUACCAACAAGAGUGGCCAGACAGUCAGACUGAAGAGGCGCUGAAAGUUUCAGCUGUUCCUGGACCGGCUGACCAGAAGACUGCAUUACCAACGGUAACCUCUACUUCCUACUCACAGAGAGAGAAGCCUAGUAUUUUAUAUCAACAAACCUUGCCAGAUAGUCAUCUAACGGAAGAGGUUCUGAAAGUUUCAGCUGUUCCUGGACCAGGUGACCAGAAUACUGGGUCACCCUCAGAGUCAUCUAGUUUCUACUCAAACAGAGAAAAGGCCAUUAUUUUCUACCAACAGGCCCUGCUAGACAGUCGUUUCCCUGAAGAAGCUCUGAAAGUUUCACCUAUUUCUGGAUCAGCUGACCAGAAGUCUGGAAUACCAACAGUGUCCUCUAGUUUUUACUCACAUGUAGAGCAAUCUGAUAAUUUCUACCAACAGGAAUUGCCAGACAGUCAUUUACCUGAAGAGACUCUGAAAGUUUCAGUUGUUCCUGGAUUGACUGGCCCGAAGUCUGGGAUAUCAACUGUAACCUCUACUUCCUUCUCACAUAGAGACAAGCCCAGUAUUUUUUAUCAGCGGGAAGUACCAAAUAGUCAUCCAACUGAAAAGGCUCUGAAAGUUUCGCUUGUCCCUGGACCGACUGAUCAGAAGACUGGGGUACCAACAGUACAGUCUAGUUCUUAUUCACAGAGAGAGAAACCUAGUAUUUUGUACCAGCAGGUGUUACCAGACAGUAAUCACCCUAAAGAGGGUCUGAAAGUUUCAGCUGUUUCUGGACCCACUGACCAGACUACUGGCACACCAACAGUACCCUCUAGUUCAUACUCACAUAGAGAGAAGCCUGAUAUUUUCUACCAACAGACCCUGUCAGAUAGUCAUCUAUUUGAAGAAGCUCUGAAAGUUUUACUUGCUCCUGGACCAGCUGACCAGAAGACUGGCACACCGGCAGCAACUUCUGGUUUAUACUGGCAUGGAAAGAAGCCUGACAUUUUUUACCAACAGGUCUUGCCAGAUAGUCAUCUAAGUGGAGAGGCUUUGAAAGUGUCAGCUGUUCCUGAAACAGUUGUCCAGAAGACUGGUACACUAACUGUUCCCUCUACUUCCUACUCACCUACAGAGAAGCCUGAUAGUUUCUAUCAACAGGCCCUGCUAGACCAUCAGCUAACUGAAGAAGCACUGAAAGUUUCAGCUGUUCCUGGACCGGCUGAUCAGAAGACUGGCAUACCAGCAAUACCCUCUAGUUUGUACUCACUUACAAAGAAGCCUGGUAUUUUCUACCAAAAGGUUUUUCCAGAUAGUCAUCUAACUGGUGAACCUCUGAAAGUAUCAGCUGUUCCUGAAACAGUUGAACAGAAGACUGGCACACCAACUGUAACCUCUGCUUCCUACUCACAGAGAGAGAAGCCUGAUGUUUUCUCCCAUCAGGCCCAGCCAGUCAGCCAGCAAACUAAAGAAACUCUGAAAGCUUCAGCUGUUCCUGAAACAGUUGACCAGAAGACUGGCACACCAACUGUGACUUCUGCUUUCUACUCACAUACAGAGAAGCCUGGUGUUUUCUACCAACAGGUCUUGCCAUAUAGUCAUUCAACUGAAAAGGCUCUGAAAGUGUCAGCUGUUCCUGGAACAGCUGACCAGAAGACUGAAAUACUAACUGUAACCUCUACUUCCUACUCACCUGCAGAGAAGCCUGGUGUUUUCUACCAGCAGGGCAUACCAGACAGUCAGUUAACUAAAGAAGCUGUGAAAGUUUCAGCUCCUUCUGCACCAGCUGACCAGAAGCAUGGCACACCACCAACUAUAACCUCUAUUUCCUACUCACAUAGAGAGAAGCCCAAUAUUUUAUACCAACAGGCCUCUCCAGGUAGUCUUCUACCUGAACAGACUCUGAAAGUUUCAGUUGCCCUUGGACCUGCUGAACAAAAGACUGGCACAGUAACGACACCUUUAAGUUCCUAUACACUUGGAGAGAAGCCCAUUAUUUUCUACCAACAGGCCCUGGCAGAUAGUCAUCCAUCUGUAGAAGCUCUGAAAGUUUCAGCUGUUCCUGGAAUAGUUGACCAGAAAACUGGCACACCAACCGUAUCCUCUAGCUUAUACACACAUAGAGAGAAGCCCAUUAUUUUUGAUCAACAAGCCCUGCCAGAGAGUCACCUAACUGAAGAAGGUCUGAAAAUCCCAGUUGACCAGAAGACUGGGAUACCUACUGUGACCUCUUCUUUCUAUUCACAUAGAGAGAAACCUGCUAUUUCUUACCAACAGGAGUUGUCAGAUGGUCAUCUAACUGAAAAGGCUCUUAAAGUUUUAAAUACUCCUGGACCAGCUGACCAGAAGACUGGCAUACCACUUGUCCCCUCUACUUCCUACUCAAGUAGAGAGAAACUCAGUGAUUCUUACCAGCAGGACUUGCCUGAAUUUAAUGAAGAAGGUUUAAAACUUUUAGGCAUUGCUGGAGCGGUUGACCAGACGAAUGUUAUACAAACAGUGCCCUCUACUUCCUACUCACAAAGAGAGAAGCCUGUUAUUUCUUACCAGCAAGAGUUGCCACAUUUUUAUGAAGAAGCUUUGAAAGUUUUAAGAGUUCCAGAACCAGCUGACCAGAAGACUGGGAUACAAAUAGUGCCCUAUAAUUCCUACUCAGAGAGAGAGCAGUCCAUCAUUUCUUAUCAGCAGGAGUUGCCAGAUCCUACUGAAGUAGCUUUGAAAGCGGUAGGGAUUCCUGGACCUGAUGACCAGACGACUGGGAUACAAAUAGUGUCCUCUAGUUCCUAUUUGCAGAGAGAGAAGCCCAGUAUUUUUCAUCAACAGGAGUUGCCAGAUACUACUGAAGAAGCUUUAGAUGUUUUUGUUCUUCCUGGACAAGGUGACCAGAAGUCAGCAACAAUACCUUUAAGUUACUACUCACAUAGUGAGAAGCCCAGUGUUUUUUCUCAACCGGAGUUGCCAGAAAGCCAUCUCACUGAAGAGACUCCGAAAGUUUCAACUGUUUCUAUACCAGCACUUCAGGAGAGUGGGAUACCAAUAGGUCCUUCUAGUUUGUACUCACGUAAAGAGAAAUUCAAGGUUUCAACUGUGAGUAUACCAGACGACCAGAAAACUGAGAUUACAACAGCUAUCCCUAGCUCUUACUCACAUGGAGAGAAGCCCAAGAUUUUAACUGUGAUUGGACCAGAUGACCAGAAGACUCCAUUACUGACAGUUUUUCAAAGUGACUAUUCUCAAAGAGUAAAGCCUGGUAUUUUAUUUCAAGAGCAAUUGCCAGAGAGAGAUCAAACUGAAGAUAUUCUAACAAUUUCAGCUGUUCCCAAACCAGUUGAUGAGAAUACUGGGAAACCAGUACCUCUCUCUAAUUCUUAUUUUCACAGAGAGAAAUCUAAUAUCUUCUCUCCACAGGAAUUGCCAGGCAGACAUCUAACUGAAGAUUUGCUGAAGGUUUCAGCAAUUCCUGUACCAGCUAGCCAGAAAACAGUAUUACCAGCAGCUCCUCCAAGUUCCUUUUCACACAGAGAGAAACCGAAUAUUUUCUAUCAGAAGGAUUUGCCAGAUAGACAUCUAACUGGAGAUACUCUGAAGGUCACAAGUGGUCUCGUGCAAACUUAUCAAAUUACUGGGUUGCAAACAGUUCCCACUGGUACUGACUCACAUGGUGAGAAGCACAAACUUGUUUCAGAACACGUCCAAAGGCUAAUAGAUAAUUUGGAUUCUUCUGACUCCAGCAUUAGCUCAAAUAAUAUGCCUUUAAAUUCCCAGGCUGAUAACAGAGUUGUAAAAAAUAAACUGGAAUCUUCAGGUUUUAGAGAUGUUGGCUCUGAAGAAAUUCAGGAUACAGCAAAUAGUUCUAAAACUCUUAAAGAAAUUCGGACACUUUUAAUGGAGGCAGAAAAUAUAGCACUGAAACGAUGCAAUUUUCCUGUUCCUCUUGUCCCUUUCAGAGAUGUUAAUGAUGUUUCAUGUAUACAGUCUAAGAAAGUGGUUUGCUUCAAAGAACCCUCCAUAACUGAUAUAUCUGAUGGUGAUUUGCUUCAGAGACAGCCAUUCACAGAGGAAAGCCCGAGCACCAAGUGUGUACAGAAGGAUAUUGGCACACAGACGAAUUUGAAAUGCCAGAGAGGCAUUGAAAAUUGGGAGUUUAUUAGUUCAACUACAGUUAAAAACCCUCUUCGGGAAGCAGAAAGCAAAGCCAGUAUGGUAUUAGAAGAAACCCUGAGGCAGUACCAAACAACCAAAUCUGUAAUGAGGUCUGAACCUGAAGGGUGUUGUGGAACCAUUGGGAAUAAAAUAAUUAUCCCUAUGAUGACUAUUAUAAAAAGUGAUUCAAGUAGUGAUGCGAGUGAUGGAAAUGGUUCCUGCUCAUGGGACAGUAAUUUACCAGAGUCUUUGGAAUCUGUUUCUGAUGUUCUUCUAAACUUCCUUCCACAUGUUUCACCCAAGACAAGCAUAACAGAUAGCAGAGAGGAAGAGGGUCUGUCAGAGAGUGAGGAUGGUGGUGGUAGUAGUGUAGAUUCACUGGCUGCACAUGUGAAAAACCUUCUGCAGUGUGAAUCCUCACUGAAUCAUGCUAAGCAAAUACUCAGAGAUGCAGAGGAAGAGGAAAGUCGAGUACGAGCACGAGCCUGGAAUCUGAAGUUAAAUUUAGCACAUGAUUAUGGAUACUCCAUUUCAGAAUUAAAUGAAGAUGACAGGAGGAAAGUAGAAGAGAUCAAGGCAGAGUUGUUUGGUCAUGGGAGAACAACUGACUUUUGCAAGGGUUUACAGAGCCCACGGGAAAUAGGAUGCAAGCCAGAAGCUGUAUGUAGUCACAUUAUUUUUGAGAGCCAUGAAAAAGGAUGUGUCAGAACUCUAACUGCCGAACAACCACAACUGGACAGCCACCCUUGUGUUUUCAGAUCUGCUGAACCCUCAGAAAUGAUCAGAGGACGAUGGAGCCCAUCAUCGUGCAGAGCCAGACACAUCAGUCUUUCUGCGGCCCUAGACCAGAACAACCCCCAUUUCAAAGUUUGGAAUUCCUUGCAGUUACAAAGUCAUUCCCCAUUUCAAAACUUUAUACCUGAUGAAUUCAAAAUUAGCAAGGAGCUUCGAAUGCCAUUCCAUGAAAAGAUGGACCCUUGGCUGUCGGAAUUAGUAGAACCUGCUUUUGUGCCACCUAAAGAAGUGGAUUUUCAUUCUUCAUCACAAAUGCUGCCCCCAGAACCCAUGAGAAAGUUUACUACCUCCAUCACUUUUUCAUCUCACCGACAUUCUAAAUGCAUUUCAGAUUCCUCUGUUUUUAAGGUUGGUGUUACUGAAGGUAGCCAGUGUACUGGAGCAUCUGUGGGGGUAUUUAAUUCUCAUUUUUCUGAAGAGCAAAAUCCUCCUAGAGAUCUAAAACAGGAAACCUCUUCCCCUUCAUCAUUUAAAAUGCGUAGUCAUUCACCAGAUAAAAAUAAAGAUGUGACUAUUUUAGAAGAAGGUAGUAGGCAAAGUCAAAAAUUACCAGUUGAUUUUGAGCAUUCUCAUCAAGAAGAAAAACUCUUAGAAAGAUUAGAUUUUAAAAGCAGUCAUUCUGAGCCCAGUGCCAGUGCAAAUUGUAACAAUUUCAAGGAAAUUCAAUUUUCUAAUAACCAUACCCUCAUUAGCAUGGGCAGACCAAGUUCCACCCUAGGAGUAAAAGAGAAGAAUGUAACUAUAACUCCAGAUCUUCCUUCUUGCAUUUUUCUUGAACAACGAGAGCUAUUUGAACAAAGCAAAGCCCCACAUACAGAUCAUCAUGUGAGGAAACAACAUUCUCCCCCUCCUCAACGUCAGGAUCAUGUAGCUCCAAACCUUCCUUCUUGCAUUUUUCGUGAACAACGACAACUCUUUGAACAAAGCAAAGCCCCACAUGUAGGUAGUCACAUGGGAGAAAACCAUUCUCCCCUUCCCCAUGGUCAGAAUUAUAUGGCUCCAGACUUUCCUUCUCCCGUUUUUCUUGACCAGCAUCAAAGCAAAGCCCCAGGUGUAGAUGAUCACAUGAAAAAGCACCAUUUCCCCCUUCCUCAAGGCCAGGAUUGUGUAGUAGAAAAUAAUAACCAACAUAAGCCUAAAUCAUACACUUCUAAUAUGAUAAAUGUUGAAGCCAAGUUCAAUAAUGUGGUCUCCCAGUUGGCCCCAAAUCACUGUACAUUAGCAACAUCUGCAUCUACUCCACCUUCAAAUAGAAAAGCACUUUCUUGUGUUCGUAUAACUCUUUGUCCCAAGACUUCUUCCAAGUUGGAUAGUGGAACCUUAGAUAAAAGAUUUUAUUCAUUGGAUUCUGCUUCUAAAACAAGGAUGAAUAGUGAGUUUAACUUUGACUUACAAACUGUGUCUUCGAGAGCAUUGGAACCAACCUCCAAAUUAUUGACCAGUAAACCUGUAGCACAGAAUCAAGAAUCUUUAGGUUUUCUAGGACCUAAAUCUUCAGUGGACUUCCAAGUCAUACAGUCUUCUCUUCCAGAUGGUAACAAUGUUACUCAGAUCUUGAAAACCAUACCUUCUCAGAAUAGCCAGAUAGUAACCUCAAGGCAAAUACAAGUGAACAUGUCAGAUUUGGAAGGAUACUCCAAUCCAGAGGGGACUCCGGUAUCUGCAGUUCGGUCACCAGAGAAGAUUGAAGCCCCACUUUCUACAUCCUCUGGAAAAUUAUCAUCUGAUGCGGUCACUCAGAUAACAACAGAAAGUCCAGAAAAAACUACAUUUUCAUCUGAGAUUUUUAUUAAUGCUGAAGAUCGUGCACAUGGACUUUCAGAGCCCAGUACUCAGAAGCUAAAUAAAACUCCUGUCAAGUUUGCUUCAUCGUCUUCAAUCCAACAGAUUACUUUUCCUCGUGGCUCGGAUG